CACCGAGGGGGAGGGGAGGCCGGAUGUGAGUGGAGCGGCCAUUUCCUGUUUCUCUGCAGUUUUCCUCAGCUUUGGGUGGUGGCUGCUGCUGUGCUUCGCCUUCCAAGUCCACUGAGGGCCAGGCGGCGUGGACAGCGGUCCCGGCACUCGGCGCCCCGCCGCCCGCAGCCUUGCACACGCCCGCCCCGCGCUUCCCGAGCCCGCCGCUUCCCGCCUCAGUGACCGGCCGCCGCCGCUGCGGCCCACGGAGCGGCCCAGAUGCAGGCCAUCAAGUGUGUGGUGGUGGGAGACGGAGCUGUUGGUAAAACCUGCCUGCUGAUCAGUUACACGACCAAUGCCUUUCCUGGAGAGUACAUCCCCACCGUCUUUGACAACUAUUCUGCCAAUGUUAUGGUAGAUGGAAAGCCAGUGAAUCUGGGCUUAUGGGACACAGCUGGACAAGAAGAUUAUGACAGAUUGCGUCCCCUCUCCUAUCCGCAAACAGUUGGAGACACAAGUGGUAAAGAUAGAACCUCCAGGGGCAGAGACAAGCCGAUUGCCGACGUGUUCUUAAUUUGCUUUUCCCUUGUGAGUCCUGCAUCAUUUGAAAAUGUCCGUGCAAAGUGGUAUCCUGAAGUGCGACACCACUGUCCCAACACUCCCAUCAUCCUAGUGGGGACGAAGCUUGAUCUUAGGGAUGAUAAGGACACGAUUGAGAAGCUGAAGGAGAAGAAACUGACCCCCAUCACCUACCCGCAGGGGCUCGCCAUGGCGAAGGAGAUUGGUGCUGUCAAAUACCUGGAGUGCUCAGCGCUCACACAGCGAGGCCUCAAGACAGUGUUUGAUGAAGCUAUCCGAGCGGUUCUCUGUCCACCUCCUGUCAAGAAGAGGAAGAGAAAAUGCCUGUUGUUGUAAAUGUCUGAGCCCCUCAUUCUUGGUCCUGUCCCUGGAACCUUUGUACGCUUUGCUCAAAAAACAGUGGAGCCUUCGCAUUUGAUGCCAAGUUUUUGUUACAGAUUCAUUUUUCCAUAAAACCAUUUUGAACCAAUGAACCAGUCGAUAAUUUUAAGGUUCUGUUUUAAAUGUAAGAAUUCCAACUUACGGUCUAUUAAAAUUCAGCCCUAAAUGACAA
Molecule: messenger RNA, 1111 nt
Organism: Arvicola amphibius (Eurasian water vole)
Lineage: Eukaryota; Metazoa; Chordata; Mammalia; Rodentia; Cricetidae
Gene: Rac1
Product: Rac family small GTPase 1
Exons: 7
Coding region: 259-894 (211 amino acids)
Biological process (GO): motor neuron axon guidance; actin filament organization; regulation of actin cytoskeleton organization
Cellular component (GO): cytoplasmic vesicle; plasma membrane; cytoskeleton
Molecular function (GO): protein kinase binding; GTPase activity; GTP binding
Source: RefSeq, a predicted model, not a curated record